Owenia fusiformis is the source of this 1079-nucleotide messenger RNA. NCBI's taxonomy places the organism in Eukaryota, Metazoa, Annelida, Polychaeta, Sabellida, Oweniidae. The record is from the annotation of a GenBank genome assembly.
GAGUAAAGUUUAGUUAGUUUCUUCAGUUUUGGAGAACGAACAUCGUGGGUUUCAUUUUAUAAGUGACAUUCAUAACUUAAAAUAAGAACAAAAAAACAAAGAGGCGUACAGGUCGGACGGCCGUUGAGACAGCGACGUCGAUUAUCUCACAGCAGCCCCCUUCAUAUCAGACGUACAACAUGACUUCGACAGUAUUGUUGAAAAGAUGUGUGGUAGGCUUAACGAAAUCAACAAUGCCUCGAAUGAUGCAACCACAAACUGCCGCAAUUGUGAACCAAACAUUUGAUACUAGAUAUAGUUACAAAUCUUGCUACGAAAAACUCAAAGUUGGAGUUCAACAAGAACUACUCUUCAGCCAGAAUUACAUCGACAUGGAAAAGGUGAACAAAUUGAUGCAAAUCAGAGCUGGUCAUAAAAUUCUAACCAUCGCAGGAAAUGGAACACACGCUCUUUCUAAGCUACUUGCAGACCCUGAACAAGUCAUUGCGUUAGAUGUAGACGCUCCUGCACUUCACAUGGCUAAGUUACAGGCAACGGGGAUGGAACUACUUUCGAGAAAUGAGUUCUGCUCACUGAUAGGUAUAAAUAGAAGGACCGUCCCUCCAAAUGAAAGACUGAAAAUCUAUGAACAUAUUAGACUUGCUCUGGAGCCUGAAACGGCUGCCUUUUGGGACCUAUCAUUGAACUACAUUAAAGAUGGUCUUCUUUAUUGCGGAGUAAUCGAUCAAACUGUGACUGCGUUCUCUGAUUCAGUACUUCCCCUGAUUCAUGAUAACUCGACGAUCCAGGAGUACCUUGCGUUAGGCAAUGACAUGAACGAGCAAAUCAGAUAUCAUGAGGAAAUUUGGAAUUCAGAGAUAUGGCGAAAGGAGUACAUGAUCAUGCGAAAUAAAAAUAUGUCCACGGUCAGUGGUCCGAUGGAAGAUAUCAAUUAUGGUUUGGCGUGUUUGCGCCAGUAUGACAGAGUAAUACGACACGUUCCAAAUAACAAAAACGUGUUUUUGGAAACACUCCUUACAGGCGAUAUAACUGGAAAAUGUAUGGCUGGCCAUCUGAACCAAUGUAUCGUCAUACUUUAA